UAUGCAGCUGUUCAAAAAUAGCCCUCUCCAUGGCACCAGAAACUUCCCUGAGUAGCCAACAGAUAGGCACUAGGCUAAGGGGUAGUUGUGUGUAUGCGAGUGUGUGUCUGCACAAUGACCAUGCGUUUACUACCAACUCUACUCAAAAUAAGGAAGACGCCUUUCAGGAAUUCCACCAUAUCCAUGGAACCAACGUGCAGCUAGAUCCUACGGGGACCCAGGCUACCCGAGUGGAGAGCUUUGCCAACGGGGUGUGCUUCAGCAGAGAGCCCCUGAGUCCUGGGGAGAUCUUCCUGGUGGAGAUCGAGGAGAAGGAGCUGGGCUGGUGUGGCCACCUGCGGAUCGGGCUGACCGCCAGAGACCCUCUGACCUUCGAAACGGUGCCUGAGUACUCCCUGCCGGACCUCAUGGACCUGGGGGACAGCUGGGUGUUUGCUAUCACACGAAACCACAACCGGGUAGUGGAGGAGGAGGCUGUGGCACCUGAGGGAGAGGGGGCAGGAGAUGGAGGGUUGGCCGGGGGACAUAGGUUAGGGGAUGGUAGGGAAGAGGGAGGUAGGAGGCUACCUAGGCUGGGGGGUGGUGAUGUGGAAGAAGAAGCGAUUAAUCCCAAACCCAAGACGUUCUUCACAGACUCCCACCUGCACAUUGAGAAAGUUAAAAUCCCCAUGGACAAGCUGGUUGGUCGGAGUCGACCCGGACGCUUCAGCCACAUCUUGGAUGACCUGUACAAGACCAAUGCCCUCCCCCCCACUGCCAGACGUAGUCGGAUAGGGGUGCUGUAUGUGCCCAAAGGACAGGGCCUGGCUGACAUGCAUGUUGUCAUUAACGGAGAGGAUAUGGGUGCAUCAGCUAAGGGCAUCCCAAUGCUGCAGCCUUUGUAUGCUGUGGUUGACGUGUACUCUGCUACAAAGCAAGUUCGCAUUGUCCAGGUGGAAUAUGGAUUUUCCUCCCUGCAGACUCUGUGUAGAAAGUGCAUCCAGAAAAACAUAGUCCACAGGAUGGCUCUGGACUGGCUGGAACUGCCUGAGAGACUCAAACACUACUGCAAGUAUGAGUGACAGACAGCGCACUUUGGACUGAGCACCUCCUGAAGAAGCUUCUCACGAGAGCCGAACUUAAGAUCCAAGUGGUUUAUGCAUUUCAGAAAAGAUAAAUGUACUUCAUGUGUUUAUAUUUUUGAGGUCUUCUUUACAAUGAAUCCCUGGUCUCUUACCAGUUAUGUUUUUAAUUACUGAUUGACAUAUUAUUUUUUGUAUGUCAGAGAUGCUUUUAUUGAAAACUGGUAAAUAAAUGGAUGACAUCAACUUCU
Messenger RNA from Salvelinus sp. IW2-2015, 1312 nucleotides. It is a transcript of the gene neurl2, whose product is annotated as neuralized E3 ubiquitin protein ligase 2. The record is from RefSeq and is a predicted model, not a curated record. Gene Ontology annotation, molecular function: ubiquitin protein ligase activity. NCBI's taxonomy places the organism in Eukaryota, Metazoa, Chordata, Actinopteri, Salmoniformes, Salmonidae. Gene Ontology annotation, biological process: intracellular signal transduction.